Messenger RNA from Punica granatum (pomegranate), 2341 nucleotides. NCBI's taxonomy places the organism in Eukaryota, Viridiplantae, Streptophyta, Magnoliopsida, Myrtales, Lythraceae. The record is from RefSeq and is a predicted model, not a curated record.
ACUCUGCUUCACUCUGUCUUUCCUACUCUGUUUCUUCUGCUCAUCUUCGUCUCUCUCUUCCCCAAACCUCAAAAAUAGAGGUUGCAGUAGAGAGACAAUAGUAAAGUAAUGGCCACCCACCUCCUCUUCUGAUCCCUUCUCUCUAUCUCUCUCUUCUGUUGUCUUUCAUUUCUUUCUCACAUUCAUCUCUCUCAGAAGGUCUGCUUCUUGCUUGGAAAGCCCAACUUGUUGAAGAAAAGCAAGAAACACCGCAGAGACACCCCCUUCAGGCUUCAGCCUCAGGAGUGUAGACUGGAGACAGAGCAAGAGAAAGGGCAGACACAAUAGGCUGCUGCUUGCUGCUAAAUGUGCCUCCUCCACCUCCCCUCCAGCUCCUUUUAUUCCUUCUCUUUCUCCCCUCAGAUCUAAAAAUCCUUACCAUUCUCCUCCUCUGCUGUUAAUUUUGACCACUACCCAGUAAACAGCCAUGAACAAAGAAGAGAUUUUGAAGAUCCAGACUUGUGUUCUAAAAGUGAAUAUACACUGUGAUGGGUGUAAGCAGAAGGUGAAGAAAAUCCUGCAGAAAAUCGAUGGAGUCUUCACCACAAAGAUUGACUCGGAGCAAGGGAAGGUGACAGUCUCAGGGACUGUGGACCCAUCGUUGCUCAUCAAGAAGCUUGCGAAAGCGGGGAAGCAUGCAGAGAUUUGGGGCUCUCAGCCGAAGCCCAAUCUCAACAACCAGCUCAAGAACCUCCAGAUUGACCCCAAGAACACCGUCAAGGGGCAAAAGGCUCACAGCAAUAAUAAUAAUCACCACCACGGCAAUCCUCCCAAGGGAAGUGGGCAGCAGCAGCAGCAGCUCCAGCAGCAGCUUCCGUUCACCCAGCAGCAGCUCCAGCAGCUUCAGCAGAUGAAGGGGUUUCAGGAUAUGAAGCUGCCUCCUCAGUUCAAGGACCUCAAGAUGCCGGGGGCCUACCCAAACCCGAACCCGAACCAGCAGAAGACCGUGAAGUUCAACUUGCCUCCUGUGGAGGAUGAGCUGAUGAGUGAUGAUGAAUUCGACGAUGAUUUUGAUGACGACGACUAUGAUUUCGAUGACGAUUAUGAUGAGUUUGAGGACGAGAUGGAUGAUUUCCACGGCCAUCAUCGCGGUGGUGGGAAUGCUAACAAGAUGAUGAUGAAGCCCGCGAUGGGUAAUAAUGGUGGCAUGGGAGGAGGUGGACCUAAUGGUCCCAAUGUCAUGCUCAAUGCUUUGAUGAAUGGUGGGAACUACCCACAGCUCAUGAAGGGUGCCAGUGGGGGUGGCGCUGGUGGAGGAAAUAAUGGAAAGAAAGGAGGUGGUGGUGGGGGUGGCAGCGCCGGAGGAGGUGGAGCUCUGCCCGUUCAUAUUGGUGGCGGUGGUGGAGAUGCCAAAAAUGGUAAUGGUAAUGGGGGCAAAAAGGGAAAUAACCAAAACCAAGGAGGAGGUGCAGGAGCCGGUAAAAAUGUCGGCGGCGGCGGGGGGAUGGCUGCUCCCAAUGCCAAGAAUGGCCAGAGCGGUGGCAGCAAGAAAGGCGGCGGCGGCGGCGGGGGUGGAGGAGGGAAUGGAGGUGGGCAUCACCCUAUGGACAAGGGUUUUCCUGGGCAUGGUGGUAAUGUUCGAGGUGGUGGCGGGAUCCCGAUUGGCCAAUUGGGCGGGAUGUCAGCCGUCCCGAGCCUAUCCACCGUUGGCGGCGGCGGCCAAGGGUACUUUCAAGGCGGCGGGGGUGGACCAGAGGUUGGUCCGGGCAGCAAUCCUUACCUUCAGCAGCAGUAUCUGGCAGCUAUGAUGAACCAAAGAGCUGCUGCAAUGGCCGGUGGUGGUGGCGGCGGCGGCGGCGGCGGCGGAGACCCGAGGUUCCAACCCAUGAUGUAUGCCCGGCCCGCCCCAGCAGUCAAUUACAUGCCACCGUACCCGUACCCAUAUCCAUAUCCGCCUCCUCAUUCGGAUCCUUACACCCACGUCUUUAGUGAUGAGAACACAUCAAGUUGCAGUAUUAUGUGAAGAAAAUAAUAAUUUGGUGUAGCUAUAAGUCAAGUCAUCACAUGGAAAUCGGUAUUUCUUUAGAGUUAAUUACUUUAUUUUUAGUCCUCUUUUGGGUAAUUUUUCCUUUAUCCCAAGUAUAAUUAAUUUAGGGAUGUAUUUUAUUUUAAUAGGGGGAAUCAUAAUUAUUAUAUAAUAUAUAUGAAGUUCUUCUGGGGAACUCUGAGAUGUCAGUUGGGGACAGGGCUUGUUUUCUUUCCUUUGCUUUAUUUACUGUGAGCUAUGAGAUGAGAUGUUUAUAAAAUGUUUAUAUCCUUUUAUUUAUCAGAUGAUGAAAUAAUAAAAUAAUAUAUAACACUA